Molecule: messenger RNA, 1757 nt
Organism: Ruditapes philippinarum (Manila clam)
Lineage: Eukaryota; Metazoa; Mollusca; Bivalvia; Venerida; Veneridae
Exons: 1
Coding region: 57-392 (111 amino acids)
Source: RefSeq, a predicted model, not a curated record
UCACCUAGAGGAGAAAAGGUGAAAAACUACAUAAAAACUAUCAUUAUGGAUGAAUAAUGUCAAGUAGAAAGUGGCUAAAAUUGCAUGGUGAUCUAAAUCUUGCCAUAAUUGUUACCAUAUAUUAUUUAGUGAUGUGUAUAUAUAUAAACAUACAACCACAACCGCCAACACAGCUGCCACCACAACCUCAACCACAACCGCAACCACAACUGCCAACACAACCACCACCACAACCGCCACCACAACCUCAACCGCCAACACAACCGCAACCGCCACCACAACCUCCAUCACAACCGCCACCACAACCGCCAACGCAACCACCACCGCCACUGCAACCGCCAACACAACCGCAACCUCCAACACAACCGCAACCGCUGUCACCACAACCAUAACCACCAACACAACCACAACCGCCGUCACCACCACAACUGCAACCACAACUGCCAACACAACCGCAACCGCCGUCACCACCCAGGGUUCGUACAGUCUUAAAAAGUGCUUAAAUUUCAGUCCCUUUCUUAAAAAGUGCUUAAAAAUGAUAAAAAGUGCUUAAAAGUCCUUGAAUUUGAUAACUCUCUUGAAAAGUGCUUAAAAAGUGCUUAAAUUCGCUACAAAUGUGCUUGAAAAUAAUUGAAUGACAGACUAGUGUCGGUAAAAAUCAACAAAUAAAAAAACAAAACAAAAAAAACCCGAUCUUGUUUAUGAUAUAUUGAAGUUAGGGGUUUAACAGGGGGCCAUACAACAGGGUGGCAGUUAAGUUUGUAUUUGUUGCUAUCUUUGUUGUUAUUCUAUAGAAACUGUAGCCAGAAAAUGUAUUUUCAACAAGAAAUGACUUAUAAAUUAAUAUUGGUUAAACAUUGUGUAGGAUAUAGACGCAACAAAUUGUGCUUGAAAAAUGGAAAAACAUGCUUAAAAAGUUCUUGAAUUUUGAUACUGGAUGUCUGUACGAACCCUGCCACCACAACUGCAACUGCCAACAUAACCGCCACUGCAACUGUCACCACAACCGCAAGCACAACCGACACCACCACCACAACCGCCAACACAACUGCAACCACCACUGCCACCAAAACCACAACCGCCACCGCAACCAACACAACCGCCACCACCACCACAAUGGCAAGCGCCAACAGAACCGCAACCAUCACCACAACCGCCACCACAACUGUGAAUACCACCACAACCGCAAGCGCCAACAGAACCGCAACCAUCACCACUACCGCCACCACAACUGCAACUGCCGGCACAACUGUGAUGCCGCCAACCCAACCGCACCCGCCACCUCCACCACAAUCACAAACAACACCAAAAACAUAACAGCAACCGCAACCUUCAACACCACCACAACGGCAAAUGUCGUUACAACCGCAUAAUAUACCAAAGUUUUCCAAUAAACUCCCUGACAGUUAUGACAAGAACUCUUUAACAAGUCAUCAUAAGAACUCCAUCCUUCUUGUAACAGUCCCUCCCCCGUGAUUUUGUUUAAUCGUGAUUACGUUAUAUGAUUUAUAUGCGGAUUUUAUUCUUACUUUGACAAAAAUCAACAUUAACAAGACAUCAGACGUUUAAAAUAAUUAAAAUGGUUUUUACAUUUGGGAUAAAAUUGUAGAAAUAAAGUAGAUUUCUAUUUGUAGAACUAUUUUAUGGUAUUUUCUUCUUUCGUUUCAGGACUUAACUCACCGAAACCACUUCCCUCUGCGGGGAUUUAACCCUUUCUACAGCAAUUCUGUGGCGAUGACGUGAAUGUAUUCGAGAAA